AUGAUUAUUAUUUUGACUAGCAUAAUUUUGCUGUUCAGUUUAAUCAGCAAAUAAGUAUCUUAAACUUUAAUGGAAUCAUCAGAGAUAAUAUUUGAUUUAAAUUCAAAAAAACGAUAGAAUUUAGCUAAACAGAGCUUAGAAUUAUUUUGGGUUAUUUUUAUUCAUUCUUGUAAUAAUUAUUUAUAUUAUGAAGUAUCAUAGCCCAUAAUUUCAUUGCAUCGCCUUUAUAACUUUUAUGAGCAUCAAAAAAUCUUAUCUGUGAAAUCAAAUCAAAAAGAAGAAAGUUGUUACAAUCAAACAUUAAAUUAAGUAAGUAAUUAUUGCAAUCAACUAGAUUCAAAUGGCUUGCUUUUGUUAUCUAAAUCAUUCAAUUAUUGAUUCAAAAUUAGAUGAGUAAAUAAUACCCCUUUAAACCUUAUUAUAAUUUCAAACUGCUUUACCUACUUAAAUGUUUGGGGUUGAGUAAUAUAUGGGGUUUUUUGAUUAUUCAUUAUAGCACCUCUAUAAUUAUCCUUGUUUAGAAUUCGAUAACUACACUUCUUAUGAUCCUAAGACAAGACCUUGGUAUAUUGAGGCUUAAAAAGCAUAUAACUUAAGCAAUUUUUAAUAAUACUCUUUAAGAUUGACUGGACAUUAUCUAAGUAUAAAAUAGAUUAAUAUUAAGCUAUCCCUUUUAAUGAUGUUAGAUUCUCUAUUGCAUUACCACUCAUCAAUUAUAAUAAAAGUAUGAUCGGGGCUUUAAGAGUUCACAUAUAAUCUAAAAUUCUUUAAGAUUUAAUAAACAAUGAAUAAAGAGAAACUAAUUUAAUUUUAACUACGAAUGAUGGUAUGCUAUUAGUUAAUAAUUUACUCAAUAAUUCUGAUUUUGAAUUGGGUAAAGAUUAUUUUUAUAAUCAAACCAAAACCGGUUUUAAUUUAGAAGAUUGGGAAUCAUUAAUUUAUAAAAAUUAGAGUAAUUGUGAACAUAUUGAUGUUGGAUUUAUCUGUAGAUAAAAUAAAAUUGAUUAAUAAGAUUAUUAUAUGUUACAUACUUCCUUGGAACAAUAUAAUUUAAAGAUUAUUUUGUAAAAUUAUUUUAUUAAUCUUUAGAUACUAAACUAAAUAUAAAUACGAAUAAUACAUCUAAAAUCACUAGAUAAAGAUGAAAGCUUAAAUUAAUGAAGGAUUAAUACAAGCUAUAUUAUUUUUAAUAAUUGUAGCUGUUGUAACUUCAUUCCUUUCUUCCUUUUUCUUAAGGUUAAUGAUUAAACCAUUAUAAUAAAUUGCAAGAAUAUUUCGAGUAACUUAGCAUUCUUCAUCAAAAUCUAUUACAUAGAGAUUUAAAAAGUUUAACAUAUCAGAUAACUAUGCUGGAAUCUUUAAAAAACCUAGUUGUUGGAUAUCUAAAGAUGUAUUUUUAUUUUGUUAGUGCAUUUAACAAUUUAUAUCUAAUUUUUCAUCAGUUCAAAAAAAAUCAAAUAUUAUUUAUGAAUAUAUAGAUUCAAUCAAAUAUCCAAAAAAAGAUGCAGAUUAAACUGAAUUUAUAGAUCAAUUUUAAGAAUAAAUGCUUAUUAAUAACUUUUAGAGAAUAGAAAUCAAUUAAUCAUAACUAACAAAUAUAAUAAGAACCAGUAUAAAAUGUUUUUAUAGAAAAAAAUGUUGA
Molecule: messenger RNA, 1642 nt
Organism: Paramecium sonneborni
Lineage: Eukaryota; Ciliophora; Oligohymenophorea; Peniculida; Parameciidae
Source: the annotation of a GenBank genome assembly